Messenger RNA from Oncorhynchus kisutch (coho salmon), 5477 nucleotides. Its product is annotated as beta-1,3-galactosyl-O-glycosyl-glycoprotein beta-1,6-N-acetylglucosaminyltransferase 3-like. Gene Ontology annotation, cellular component: membrane. The transcript has 2 exons. Bases 1896 to 3236 code for a protein of 446 amino acids. The record is from RefSeq and is a predicted model, not a curated record. Gene Ontology annotation, molecular function: acetylglucosaminyltransferase activity. Lineage: Eukaryota; Metazoa; Chordata; Actinopteri; Salmoniformes; Salmonidae.
AGUUCCUGAGAGGCUUGAUUUUGCUGUGGUCUCUGGGAGGUUAGAGAACCUUUGAGGAUCCCAUGACGGGCUGGUCAUUGUCCAGGAAACAAAAGUUUGGAGAGCUACUUCGUAGCAAUGGAGAGUCCUUGAAAGAUCAAAUGGAAUGGUUGUUUUUAGGUCUCUUGGACUGGCUCAGUUCCUGAUCGAGACUAUACCUUCUUCCAGGAAAGGUACCCGGACACCUGACUGGCUUUGGCACAGGCCUCCACAUGCUUCACAGCACUCUGUGACAGAUCUGGAUGCUGCAGGGCCUGCUGGGUCAGCUCAGGACACGACACAACCUUCUGAGUUAAGCCUAGACAAUCAAACUUCCUCAGGAUCAUCUUGAUCUCAGAGGGGUUACUGGGGUCAGCACACAGGAUUGAGUCCCAGAGGACUGUGGCCUUGCGCUGGUCAGCAGUUCCAGCACGGUAAGUGGCUUGGACUUUGGAGUCAAGAGAUGGAGCUGUGGUCGGGUUGUUCUCACUAGAGAACAGAGACUUGGCUGGUAGGCCACUUUUAAUAUGGAGACUGAGGUUCUCUAAGGUGUGUCCUACAGUAACCUCAGCACACAGAUCCAAGAAAAUGUGUUUUCUCUCAGAAGAGAGAAUUAGAAGAGAUUAAUCCUAUGUACACCUGAAGAAUGGGGAUAGUAUUUCGAUUUUACAAGCUAGUUGAAUUUACACUAUUUCUUAAAGACCCACUCCAGCCUCCCUAGCACCUCAGUUAUCAUCUGAUUUACUUAACAAAAGGUGCAUUUCAGUAGCUGGUGCAGAUCUCCUCAUGACAUGGCACAAGUGGAUGGGUGGGCCUUUUGUCUUCUAUUGCUCCUCUAUUGUUUCAGCAAUCAAAGGGGAAUGCUGAUGACAUCUGAGUUCACCAAUCAGAGAGACCAACUCCUUGAAUACAUUUUUUUCUUCUGAAAAACACUAUUUUGCUCAAGUAUGUUUACUUCACCCUUGCGUGCCGGUACUUUACUGUAUAUAUACUCGGAAUAUCGUUUUUCAAUGGAGGAAGAAAAAAAAUAGCUGGAGAGUGUCUUUAACAAAUGGACAUCUUGAUUUGAAAGGCUCUGGGAAGAUUUUGACUAUUUAGAGUGCUUGUCAUAAGCCUACAGGUCAAACCAGUCCACUUUCUACUAAUGUAGUUUAUGAAAGUUAAAUCGGGAAGGCUGGUCUGAAUGCAUAGUCGCGGGAAGUAGGGGUGCACCAUCAGCACCCCCUGAAAUAUAUGAGGGGGGGGGGGGGUUCACAGUGCACUAGAUGUUUAGAUGUUCAUAUGUUCAUACAAUAUAUUGUAAUAUCCAACAAUAUUGGUUGCGUGGGGUAAAUUGUUUAGAAUUGUGUACUUUGGAGCAUCAUGCCAUUCAUUGGAACUGCUGAAAAUGUUGGUACCUUUUAAUUUAAAGUAUAAAGCCAUGCCUACUAAAGUGAAUGAUUACCUACUAAUUUUAAUGUGAAGUGUAUGUGUGACAUUAAUCAUUUAACAGCAGUUCUCCCAGGCUAUGGUCUGCACAAAUACUAAUAAUACAUACAGUACCAGUCAAAAGUGUUGUAUGUAUCCAACAAUAUUGAUUGCGUGGGCUAAGUGGGUUAGAAUUGUGUAAUUCAGAGCAUCAUGCCAAACUUGGAAAUGCUGAAAAGUGUGAUAUUGUAGGUUAGUAAUUCAUUUUCAACCACAUUUGAUCCAAGUUUAGUACCUUUUAAUUUCAAGCGUUUGUAGGCAGUAUAAAGCCAUGCCUACUAAAGUUAAUGAUUACUUACUCACUUUAAACUGAGUUGAGUUUGUGUGUCAUUCAUUAUUUUACAGAAGUGCUCCCAGACUAUGGUCUGCACAAAUACUAAUAAUACAUUCUUUAGAUAAAUCAUUUUGUUAUGGGUCAUCUUAGGCCAUCAUUAUCACAUAUAUGCUUCUUCAGAAACCUCUUUCUCAUCCUAAUGUCUGCUUUAAUCUCACUUCUCCUCUGGAACACUCUGAGACGCCCAACCUGUUCUGAGAGAAGCCCGCUCCCAGCACCUGACCUCCUGCCACAAGACUACGCAGAUGACCUGCCUGCCUGCUCAGCCAUCAUCAGAGGAGACCUGAAGGGCAUCGACAAGGAGCAGCUCAGAAGACUUCUGAAAACAAAGAAUAAGCCCAAGCUUCUGUCUGAGGCGUUCUACCACGACGUGACCCGAAACUGUAAAACGUACAUUACAGGCAGAGGGUUCGUCAUGAUGCCCCUGAGUGUGGAGGAGAGAGACUUCCCCAUCGCCUACUCCAUGGUGGUCCAUGAGAAGAUUGAGAUGUUUGAGCGACUCCUGCGUGCCGUGUACACACCUCAGAAUGUAUAUUGCGUGCAUGUGGACCAGAAAUCCUCAGAAGAAUUCAGGACUGCAGUAAAGGCUAUUGUGACUUGUUUUACCAAUGUGUUUGUGGCAAGUAAGACAGAGAGUGUGGUUUACGCAUCGUGGUCUCGAGUGCAGGCAGAUCUAAACUGUAUGAAGGACCUGUUGAAGUCACCUGUCCAGUGGAGGUACCUACUCAAUACCUGUGGAACAGAUUUCCCCAUUAAAACCAACGCAGAGAUGGUUCAGUCACUCAAACUGCUCAACGGGAGGAACAGCAUGGAGUCUGAGACCACCGUCGACUAUAAGAAACACCGGUGGCAGUAUCAGCACAAUAUAACCAAUAACAUAGUAGUCAGAACAGACGUUACGAAGAGCCCUCCUCCAAUCAGCACCCCCAUGUUUUCCGGAAAUGCCUAUUUCGUGGUCUCCAGGGACUUUGUCCAUCACGUGUUUGACAGCCAGGAGGUUCGGGCCCUGCUGGAGUGGGAGAGGGACACCUACAGUCCUGAUGAGCACCUGUGGGCCACUCUGCAGCGCAUGCCCUCAGUGCCAGGGUCUAACCCUCCUCACGUCAAGUACCAUGAAUCAGACAUGAACGCCAUCGCUCGCAUGGUAAAGUGGAGUUACCUGGAAGGAGAUGUGAGGAAAGGAGCCCCAUAUCCACCCUGCUCCGGUGCCUCCAGGAGAGCUGUGUGUGUCUACGGGGCUGGAGAUCUACGGUGGCUCCUACAACACCACCACCUCAUCGCUAACAAGUUUGACCCAGAGGUGGAUGAUGUAGCCGUUAGAUGUCUGGAGUCCUACCUUCGUUUCAAAGCAACAUAUGGUUCAUCUGGAAGUAUCGGGAAAAAGCUACGAAAUGAGAAAGGUUUGCACAUACCGUAAUGUACAUUUUUUUUUAUUUGUGUUUUGGUAUCAUUUUUAUGUGGUUGUUUUACCUAUGGAAUUGAACGCACUGAUUGGAAGAGGCUAUGGAUAAGAGCAUCUGCUAAGUUAUACCAAAAAUUUGCAUUUUCAUGUUGCAUUUAGAAUACACUCUCUAAACAACAGUUAUAUAUUUACACAGUCUAUAUAGGUUGUAAAAUUGUGGCACAGGAGAGUCUGAAAAGAAUGCCCUAACCCUGUUCAAUGUCAGCAGCAAUUUCCGGUGUGAAAUUAGUCAGACAGAGGCUUUUCUUCUGAAUAACUGGUCAGGGUAUACCACGUUCCAUUCAACUUCAGCCAACUUUGAUGUAAAGGCUUGAUAACACCUGUACUGACUACUUCUAUACUGCAUGCCCAUUGUUGCUUGUCGAUUGUUCACUAGAAAAGGCAAUCACUUGGUUGCAGUCACUGAAAAGCUUGGAUAGCUGUGGAUUAGUGAGGAAUGUGGGCAGAGGUCAGGUCAGAUGAAGGGAGAAGGAACCGUUUUAUUACACACUUCAUCUGCCGAGCAGCAAAGAUGUUGUGUUUAGAGGUGCAACGAGGAGACUCUGCCUAAAGGAGGGUAUAAAUAAUGGUGCUGGUGGGAACAUGUUUUUGUCUUUUCAGCUGUUUGACCCAGUGGGUGAAUAAACUUGGUUUGAGCUUUGACUAGUUUUUCACACAUUGUUACAAUAGCCUAAAUAGCCUAAAUAUAUCAUAUGAAACAGCCUUGGAAGUGCAAGCCAACAUAAUUCAUUAUUUUAUGAACUUGUUUAACUGCAUUGAUAUGGCUAAAAAUACAGUGCUUUCGGAAAGUAUUCCGAAUAAAUUGGAUUUAUUCAGACCCCUUGACUUUUCCCACAUUUUGUUACAGCCUGGCACACCUGUAUUUGGGGAGAUUAUCCCAGUGUUCUCUGCAGAUCCUCUCAAACUCUGUCAGGUUGGAUGGGGAGCGUUGUUGCACAGCUAUUUUCAGGUCUCUCCAGAGAUGUUCGAUCGGGUUCAAGUCUGGGCUCUGGCUGGGCCACUCAAGGACAUUCAGAGACUUGUCCCGAAGCCACUCCUGCGUUGUCUUGAAUGUGUGGUUAGGGUAGGUGAACCUUCGCCCCAGUCACCGCCAUGUUUCACAGGUAGGGAUGGUGCCAGGUUUCCUCCAGAUGUGAUGCUUGGUAUUCAGGCCAAAGAGUUCAAUCUUAGUUUCAUCAGACCAGAGAAUCUCGUUUCUCAUGGUCUGAGAGACUUUUAGGUGCAUUUUGGCAAACUUCAAGCGGGCUGUCAUUUCCCCAGAUCUGUGCCUCUACACAAUCCAGUCUCAGAGCUCUACUACCAAUUAUUUUGACCUCAUGGCUUGGUUUUUGCCCUGUCAACUGUGGGACCUUAUAUAGACAUGUGUGUGCUUUUCCAAAUCAUGUCCAAUCAAUUGAAUUUGCCACAGGUGGAAUCCAAUCAAGUUGUAGAAAUAGCUCAAGGAUUAUCAAUGGAAACAGGAUGCACCUGAGCUCAAUUUUGAGUCUCAUAGCAAAGAGUCUGAGUACUUAUGUAAAUAAGGUAUUUCCGUUUUUUUGCUUUGUCAUUAUGGGGUAUUGUGUGUAGAUUGCUGAGUGAAAACAUGUACUUUAUCCAUUGUAGAUUAAGGCUGUAACGUAACAAAAUUGAUGCAUGUUGUGUUUAUUUUUAUGUUAAGUAUAGUUAGUAAAAAUGUCAAAAAUAUAAUUCCACUUUGAAAUGAUGGAGUAUUGUGUGUGGGCUUGUGACAUAAAAUCUCAAUUGAAUCAAUUUUAAAUUCAGGCUGUAACACAACAAAAUGUGGAAAAUGUCAAGGGGUGUGAAUACUUUCUGAAGGCACUGAAACUGUCAAGGGAAGCCGCGUUGUUGCCUUUCUAACGAGGCAAUCGAAGCAAUAAGGAAAAAUGGAAUGGUAAUUUCAGUUUACUUCAUGAAAUGACCCCAACCAACCCCAGUCUUUCAUGACAGGUUUAACUAUUAAACUAAAUGGAAGUGGUUCUAGAUAAGAGUGUCUGCUAUUUCAUUAGACAGUAUAUAUGACGUCAAUGGAAGUUGUAAAAAAAAAUCAUAUGACGGCUGUUCAAAGAAAACUUUUGCCCCCUCAAUUUUGCCUUUCAUGUCUCUCAAAAGUUUGCUGCAUUGUUUGUCACUUCCGAACCAAAUAAACUGUUCACCUCAAGCAAAUAAAUGACAAUAUUGCUUGGCUAAGUUGCCUUA